Penicillium egyptiacum is the source of this 2961-nucleotide messenger RNA. The record is from the annotation of a GenBank genome assembly. NCBI's taxonomy places the organism in Eukaryota, Fungi, Ascomycota, Eurotiomycetes, Eurotiales, Aspergillaceae.
AUGCCUCCAGAAGUCUUGAAAUAUCUUCCGGGCACGAGAAAGGACUUUGCCCAGAAUCACCCGUUACUUAUCUACUCCACUAAAAACCUCUUUAUUCAUGCGAAAAAGGCUGCCGCCUCUCGAGCGGAUGUGCUACAGAAUGAACAAGAUAUCCUACAACGAGUGAUUGGUCGGUGGGUCCAGAUCUACCGGAUCCUAGGUCCGUAUGAACCGGAGUGCCCACCGAAAGAUACGACAAUCUUACAUGUGGCUGCAGCCGCCAAUCUCGUUGAUGUCGUAGAGUCGGUGCUGUUUAACGGUGAGGGUGUCAGGAGGAAAGACGGAAACGGAAACACAGCUUUCCAUUUAGCAGCACGACACGGUCAUAUAACAGUGGCAAAAGUACUACGGGGGAAGGGAGCAGAUUGUGAGGCAAAAAACGAAAAUGGAACAACGCCGUUAAUUGAGGCGGCUAGGUUUGGGCAGUUGGGAUUUAUCGAAUGGCUCCUGCAUGAGGGCGUGGAGCUUGAAAGAACAUGGGAUGGAAGUGAAAGUGCUCUACAAGCAGCUUCGUUGGGAGGUCAUCAGAGCGUUGUUGAAAUUUUGCUUGGAGCUGGAGCUCAGGCGAAUGUACGUGGUGGUAAAUAUGGCAAUGCCCUACAGGCCGCUGCAUACCGAGGACAUACCGAGACAGUGCGGAUGCUCCUCGACGCUGGCGCCGAUGUCAACGCUCAGGGCGGUGAAUAUGGCAAUGCCCUACAGGCCGCUGCCGCUAUAUACGGAGGAUAUACCGAGAUAGUGCGGAUGCUCCUAGACGCUGGCGCCGAUGUCAACGCUCAGGGCGGUCAAUAUGGCAAUACCCUACAGGCCGCUACAUUUACAGGAAAUACCGAGAUAGUGCGGAUGCUCCUCGACGCUAGCGCCGAUGUUAACGCUCAGGGCGGUCAAUAUGGCAAUGCCCUACAGGCCGCUACAUUUACAGGAAAUACCGAGAUAGUGCGGAUGCUCCUCGACGCUAGCGCCGAUGUUAACGCUCAGGGCGGUCAAUAUGGCAAUGCCCUACAGGCCGCUGCACACGGAGGACAUACCGAGACAGUGCAGAUGCUCCUGGACGCUGGCGCUGAUGUCAACGCUCAGGGUGGUCAAUAUGGCAAUGCCCUACAGGCCGCUACGCACGGUGGUCAAUAUGGCAAUGCCCUACAGGCUGCUACGCACGGAGGACAUACCGAGACAGUGCGGAUGCUCCUCGACGCUGGCGCCGAUGUCAACGCUCAGGGUGGUCAAUAUGGCAAUGCCCUACAGGCCGCUGCAUACGGAGGGCGUACCGAGAUAGUGUGGAUGCUCCUCGACGCUUGCGCCGAUGUCAACGCUCAGGGCGGUGAACAUGGCAAUGCCCUACAGGCUGCUGCAUUUAGAGGAAAUACCGAGAUAGUGCGGAUGCUCCUCGACGCUGGCGCCGAUGUCAACGCUCAGGGUGCUCAAUAUAGCAAUGCCCUACAGGCCGCUGCCGCUGUAUACAGAGGACAGACCGAGAUAUUGCGGAUGCUCCUCGACGCUGGCGCCGAUAUCAACGCUCAGGGCGGUCAAUAUGGCAAUGCCCUACAGGCCGCUGCCGCCAUAUACGGAGGACAUACCGAGACAGUGCGGAUGCUCCUCGACGCUGGCGCCGACGUCAACGCUCAGGGCGGUGAAUAUGGCAAUGCCCUAGAGGCCGCUGCAUUUAGAGGAAAUACCGAGAUAGUGCGGAUGCUCCUCGACGCUGGCGCCGAUGUGAACGCUCAGGGUGGUCAAUAUGGCAAUGCCCUGCAGGCCUCUGCAUUUAGAGGAGACACCGAGGCAGUGCGGAUCCUCCUCGACGCUGGCGCCGAUGUGAACGCUCAGGGUGGUCAAUAUGGCAAUGCCCUGCAGGCCGCUGCAUUUAGAGGAAAUACCGAGGCAGUGCGGAUCCUCCUCGACGCUGGCGCCGAUGUCAACGCUCAGGGUGGUGAAUGUGGAUCACCUCUUUUGGCGGCUGUUCAUGAGGGCCAUUCUGAUCAAGUUCAGAUGCUUCUUCAUGCUAGCGCAGAUGUGUUGAUUGCUGAUGAACUCGACCGGACUCCUCUUCAUAUUGCGGCCUCGAAAGAUAUGCUCGACCUUCUAAAUGGAUUCCCGCUGCUCGUCUCGGCUAUCAACAACCGGGAUAAGCUCUUACAAACCCCACUUCAUCUGGCUAUUUCUCUCGGUUACGUCGAAUUUGCUGUAAAGCUCCUCGAGCUUGGUGCCAAUCCUUCUCUUCCAGAUGGCUAUGGUAGAAAUAUCCUAGACUGGGUACUGGGAAACGAACGCCUAAUGCACCAAAUCCAGAACCACUGCCCUCCGAUUGUCGUGACCCCUCAUGACAUUCAAGAUUUGACUGUUCGCCAAUCAAUCCUUCAAAUCUCGGAUACGCUUCUUCGUUGUAAGCUAAGCUCCCCAUGGCCUCUUUUACAACAAUUGGGUCGCUAUCUCUUGUUUCUCGAUGAUGUGGACAAUGCCCACGCCAUAUUUCAGCUAGCCUUGUCUCAGGGGUCUUUUGUCCGCACCGGUAUAUACAAGACUACCUGUAACCUUUGUACAGUGGCUAUCACCGGGUCUCGCUUUGUGUGCAGAAUCUGUGCCCAUGUGGAUCUAUGCUCGUCUUGCGUACAAAAGUACCCCUACCACAGUCGAUUGCACCCAAAUCAAGUGCACAAGACCUUUGAAGUGCUACAUGCGCCUGAUAACGAGUCUCGGCUCACUAGCUCAGAAUCAGGGCAAUUGAGCUACUUUUUGAGCAAUCUUGCACACGAGCUUUCUGCGCCAAACACUCAUAGAACUGAGGUGGAGCCAUCAAAUGAUUCCCUGUCUCGCCCGGUACUCAGAACGACAGCUCUAAUUUCAAGGGCUAAUUUAGGCCUAGCAACAAUAUUCUGUACUAUUUUUUUCGGCCUUUCAGCGAUUUUGUUGAGAUAUUGGUACUUUUAG